ACUGUGACGCCGCGUUGAACGUGGAAGUUGUGUGCGAUGUUGUAAAGUUUUGUUUUUUUUUCGUAUACAGUCGACCACUUGCUCCUAUGCCCACCGUUUACCUGCAAGUGUUAUAACUUUUGUUAAUAACUGUGAUCGUAUUAUUGUUUCUCAUAUAAAGUUUGAAUGCAUGUAAAAGUUAACUUGUUAGAUAUUACGGCUGGUGAAAUCAGUCGAGUGAGGUCCAGAUGUUAAAGCAAACGGCAAUAACCUCGUUUUGUGUCAACAAAUAAUAAUAAACAGUGAUCGGGACAAGUUACACUGUGUUCGGAACAAAAAGUGAUGAAUUAAAAGAUGUUCUAAACUGGAAAUCCAGGACGAGAAUGGGUUUCGUGUGCCUGUAUUGGAACGUUAAUAUUGUUACGACUUCACCUACAUAACAUUUAUGGUCAGCAAUAAUCAUCAAGAAUGAUGUGGUCAGUGUACAAAGUAGCUGCACUAAUACUGCUCAGUGCACUCAGCAAAGGACAACUGCCAGAAGAUGACUUCAGGAUAAUCAACAGACAAGAUCUUUUGACGACGGAUCACAGCGACGUGUUUGAAGAUAGUAGUUCUGGUUCAUUUUCGCAAUUGCUGUUCGAUGUCGCAAGGGACCAAGUUAUAGUGGGCGCAAGGGAUGCCCUCUACCGACUAUCACUUCGAGGCCUCGGAGUGCUGGAACGAGCUGACUGGCUGGCUCCCUCCAGUAAGAUAAAGAUGUGUCAGAUGAAGGGACAAACGGAAGAAGAUUGCCACAAUUAUAUCAAAGUCCUCCUGCUGCAUGGCCACAAGCUGUUCGCUUGUGGAACACAUGCGUUUAGUCCUGUCUGCAGCUGGCGAGAGAUCGAAUCCAUAAAAACUGUGACGGAAUGGGCGACUGGAGUAGCGAGCUGUCCGUACAACCCCCACUCCAACGUGACUGCGAUACUGGCUUCCAACGGGGAGUACUAUGCUGGCACCCCUACCGACUUCGCUAGCUCCGACACUGCUAUAUGCAGGAGUCAAGGAGCAGCCAACCACGACUCGGGCAUGCUGCGCACCACACAGUACGACCUGAACUGGCUGAACGAGCCUCAGUUCGUGGGCAGCUUCGAAGACGACCAGUUCGUGUACUUCGUGUUCAGAGAAGUCGCUGUGGAGUUCAUGAAUUGUGGAAAGAUAAUCUACUCCCGCAUCGCUAGAGUGUGUAAGAACGAUCCAGGUGGCUACCUGGUGAUGAAGGACAGCUGGAGCACGUUCCUCAAGGCUCGGCUGAAGUGCUCCGUGCCCGGAGACGUGCCCUUCAACUACGAUGAGGUGCAGAGCGUGGAGUACCUGCCGCAGGAGAAGAUACUCGUUGCUACGUUCACUACACCGACGAACAGCAUAGUGGGCAGUGCAGUAUGUGUGUACAGCAUGGCCGACAUCACCGCGGCGUUCGAGGGUCCGUACAAGGUGCAGGACAGGCCCACCUCCACGUGGGAACCACGGUCGCCUUCCAAGCAGGCCAGGGACCAUUUCAAAUGUGUACCGGAUUCUAGAAUAAACGAAGCCAUAGAAUACCAUCGCUACCACCUAAUGUACGAGGCAGUCCAACCAGUGUCAGGAGAACCAAUCUUCAAGCUGACGUCAGAACGGUUCACCCACGUCACCGUUGACGUCACCAGUGCGAAGAACAUUGAAAAGCAGUUGGUACUCUAUGUGGCGACUCAGGAGUCUAACGUGCUGAAGUUGGCAGUACUGCCGAAGUUGGAUGGCGCGUGUCUGGUCGAGAGGUGGAAACUUAACGGCAAGAAUGACAGCUUUGAGGUUCUCACCAUGCAGUUUGUUAAGGAUACUAUGUCAAUCUACGUAGGCGGUAAAUCAGGCAUAUACCGUAUAGUAGGGGCCCGGUGCGGGCGCUACUCGAGCCGGUCUGGCUGCGUCCUGGCCGGGGACCCGCACUGCGGCUGGGACGACGCGCGCGAGCUCUGCGUCCACGCCGCGGGUCGGGCCGCCGACCCCGCCUUCAAGCAGGACACUAGCGCCUGUCCCGCUAUUGAUGCCCCAGUGGACGGAGGUUGGUCGAGCUGGUCGGAGUGGGAGCCCUGCAUGCAGGACGGGACGUCGGUGUCCAUGUACUCGGACAACAAGCCCGACAUGUGCCAGUGUCGCACCAGGAGAUGUGACAACCCUAGGCCGGCCUAUGGCGGACAACCCUGUGAUGGCGCCAGUAUCUCGGUGACGAACUGCACGGUGCACGGCGGGUGGUCGAGUUGGUCGGGGUGGUCCAAGUGCUCGGCGUCGUGCGGCAUCGCCAUCAAGUCGCGGCGCCGCACCUGCACCUCGCCCGAACCCAAGUUCGGCGGCCGGGUCUGUGUCGGACUCGAUAUCGAUGAUGUCUACUGCAACCUGCCGCCUUGUCCCGACCCAAACCUCGCAGCAGUGGAUGGUGGGUGGUCAGACUGGGGUCCUUGGUCCACUUGUACAGCAUCGGGAGGUCCUGGUUGCGGCCCUUCGGGAGGGUGGAAGGAGAGGCACCGGGAGUGUAACAACCCGGUACCUAAGAACGGAGGGGCCGAGUGUGAGGGACUUAGUACUGAGAGACAGGCCUGUGAUAUGGCGCCUUGUGAGGUCAGGAAGGCUACGGCGUGGACACCUUGGGUGCAGAUACCUGGCAACGGAUCAGACGGAAGUUAUACAGAAAAAAGAUUUAAGUUCCAAUGCAGAGCUCCAUCCCCUGAGCAACUGAAGCUCUCAAUGGUCCGCGAAGACGAACGCUACUGUAACUCCCGCGGCCGCUGCAGCAGUGAGCCAAUAUCUGACAAUGACGUCGGCUGGGAGGCCUGGGGCGCGUGGGGGCCCUGCUCCGUCUCCUGUGGAGGGGGACUCCAGAGGAGGACGCGGAGGUGUCUCAAACACGGACAGUGUCAUGGACCUAGUGAGAUGUUGCAGGCUUGUAACAAGUUGGCUUGUACUGGAGAAUGGUCGUGUUGGAGUGAGUGGAGCGAGUGCCGCGGCGAGUGCUCUGGGUCGGGCAGCGUGGCGGGGCACAGCACCCGCUCCCGGGCCUGCGUGUCGCCGGGGGGCUGCGCAGGGCAUAGCGACGAGUGGGCCGCGCUCGAACGACGCGUCUGUGUCAAGAACUGCGCAGGCUCAGAAGCGGGUUGGGGUGAAUGGGGUCCUUGGGGAGACUGUGUGGGCGGGGAGCGGAUCAGGAAGCGAGCGUGUCUGGCCGGGGCCUGUCUCGGGGCACAGCUGCAGGUCGCCAGGUGUGCUGAUGAUGGACAGGAUAUUGACAGUGACCAGGAUAUUGAUAAUGAACUAUACGCGAUGCCAGCUUACAGCCAAAACGUAGAGAUGGCGUCCUUCGUCACAAUGGGCAACAACGAGACUCUCAGUAUAGGCAGCAUCAUAGGCUGCGUCGUCGGAGCCUUUGCCAUGGGUUGCCUAGUCUGCCUAGCGGGUGUGAUAUUCUGCCAACGGCGCGGCACUAGAAUGCCGUGGAACAAGCAACACCGCGUGCCUUCCAGCCCGCACUACAUCACCGCCAAACAGAACAGUUACGUCACUGUGCCGCUCAAAGAAGUUCCGCGAAAAGCGAAACGCCAACCAUCGUUCACGGGGAUCGGCAGUACUAGUGGUCUUCUUUUAUCGAAAAGCAACAAUAUAUCGAACGCGAACAACCACAACACAGCGGCAACGACUCCCAAACUCUACCCGAAAGCUAUCGCGAACGAGUACGAUUCUCUCGGCACAUUGCGAAGGCAUUCUAACCAACCGAACAACAAAAACAACUUAGAUAUUGAAGAAGACAAGUUUUAUUGAAGAAUGGUGUGAAUAUUUAACUUUAGUGUCCAAGUAAUAGAGCCUAUUUUUCGUUGAUGAAGAAGAGUUUAGUUGAAAAACAUCCACCAAGGAAUUUCAACUUUAAUGUGAAGGGAACAGAGUUUAUUUUUCAAUGCUGUCGACUUUUGUUCAUCGAUGAAGCUUUACUGUCAUUUUUCUGCAUGGAAGAAGACGUUCAUUGAAAAAAAACCGUCAGAGUAUUGAAAUUUCAACUUAAACGUUUCGAUUUCAGAGUUCAUUUUACAAUGAUGUCGAUUAUUAUUCAUCGAUGAAUGCUUAUUAGAGCUACUUGUACGUGUGAUACAGUAAUUUCAACUUAAACUUUCAAGAAACAAAGCUCAUUUUACAAUGACGCAUCAGUAUCAUGCAUGACUAGAUAAGACAAGGAGAUUUGAACUAUUUAUUGAUGUUAAUAAGGUUGGAUUUACCUUGUUAAUUAAUUCGAAGAGGCUGGUGUUAGUGCGGUUGUGUUUAUAGCCUGUGAUAGUAUAAAGAGUGUUUGAAAUAAAGUACGGACAAGAAAAAAAAACUAUUUUUUAAACAAAUGGUGACUAUUGUGGUUCUUGUUAAGUGUAUUAUAAAGAGUGUUUAAUGAACUGCCAAUAGUAUAAUAAACAUAAUUAUGCUGAUAUUUUUUUGACAUUUACUUGCGUAUGCGCAAGUAUAAUGACCGGAGUGUUGAUGAAAACACGUCAAGUUAUUUCAAAAAUGUUCAAAUUUUAUUGUAUUUUUUUUUUAUAUUUGAUAUAUUGGGGUAUUUCUAUGUGUCUACAGAAUAGUGUACCUAUUUCAUUAUAUACCUAUAUAUUGCCCAAACUGUAGUUCCUUGCCGAUUGUACGGAAUCUCUUGAAGAAAAAAUAGUUUUCAGUGAUUAUAAAGUUAUUCCUAUACUGUAAGGCGUGUAUUGGAUCCCUCCAAAAUAUUUUAUAAUUAUUGUUCAUAGAAAAUGAAUUAAUUGUUCUUUGAUCAUAUAGUUUCAUGUUAAAACAAUAAUUUGUAUUAUACAUAUAUUUUUUUUUGUGAUAUCUAUAAUUUCGUUGCAACUGACAUUUGAAAAUGUUGCCAGAAUGUUUAAUGAAUUUGAAUUUUGCAUUUUAUUGUUAUAUUUUCUAUAUUUUAUAUUAAAGUAUCGUAUUUUAUUCAAUGCCUUUGACAAACUGUUAAAAAUGUUGAACGUUUUUGACAAGACUCAUGUAUGAGUGUGUAUUGAAUGACUAUUUAAUCUGUGGUCUAUAUUUCCGCUGUUGUGAUUGGCUGGUAGCUAUGUGACGUUUAGCCACAGAUUAAAAAUGUAUUUAAAAAUAGAAGGCGAUGCGAUUAUUUAAUUUUGUAAAAAGAAAUAUUAGUUUAUUUAGUUAUUUUUAUUAAAAUUUUAGGCCGUAGGUAAUGAAUCCAGUGCCAUGCUACUAAAACAUGUAAAAAUAAUUAAAUCCCAGUAUAUUUUAGUUUUUAAUAAGAGGAGUUUGUACGACAAAACAAAAGUAUGUGCCAUGUAAAUAAGUAGGUAGUAUUUUAAUACAAUUGUAAAUAAAAUGUAGUUUUUUAAUUAAGAAAAUUUUAUAUAUUAAGCAGUACAAAUAGAGGUGCCUUCACAUACAAUAUUUUACAUAGAAAAAGUAUACAGAUUGCAUAUUUACACUAUAUUUCAAAUAUAAAGCUAUUUACUUCAUAAAAUAAUUAUAUUUUUGUCACAGAGAAAUGUGUAGGUAACGUAAUUACUGGUUGUAUAGGAAAAAGUAUGUUAUUGUAUGAGCAGGAAAGAUUAAUUUACUUUGACAGUGACUAUUUCCUUUACAACUUGUUAUGGUUGAAAAUAAUUUCGACAGUGAAAACGACUCAUGUUGAGUCAUUAGAAGUGUGGGUUAUUAUUUUAUGUAUGGAAAUUUUAUACUUUUUUAUUUUACCUUUUUUAAUGGUAGACUCUUAUGCCUCGUUUACAUUUAUAAUUUUGACUAGUGACUUGCUCAAGUCACUGGUAUGAAUUAUAAGUGCGAACGCGGCUUCAUGAUUGUGUGUAUCAGAUUUAUUUCAUUUUCAUUCAUGUUUGUUUGUUGCCAAGAUAUGAAGGAAAUUUCAGAAAUGUAAUCAAAAUUAAUGUGAGCAGUGUUCAGACAGAUUUACUUGGUUUCAAAUGUUGAUAUUUAUUAUUUACAUUAUACAUUAAGUAUAACUAUUAAAUACAGCACAUAAAACGAUCUACAUACAAAUAAUUAAGAAGUCAAAAUUGUCUUCAAAACUAUUUAUUCGAACACUAAAAUUUGUAACAGCAACAAAUACUAAGAUUCUAUAAAUUAUUUUUUUUUUCAAUAAGAAAAUGACCAAGUAAAACUGCCAAGUAACACGCCUGAUUUUAAACGGGGCACAAUACGUGUAUAUUGUUUCACAUAGCACUAGGUAUAAGUGUACCAUGAUUGAUGUCUUCUGAAGGUCGAGACUGAUGGGACCAUAAUAUUCUAUGACAGCGUUUCCCAAACAUUCCACCAUGUCCUAGUAUUUUCUCUUUUUAUAUUAUAUUUUUGUGAUUCCAUUAGAUUAUUUAUGUCAUACGGUUUACUCAUGUCACUAAAUCUUUGUGUGCUAAGUAGCAUAACUUGAAACUAAUCGAGUUAUCUCCCCAAACAGUAAAAUAUAAAUCAGUAAUUAUAGAUAAAAAUAAAACUUUGAUUUAGUGGUGAAAUAAAUUAUUUAAAAGAAUUUGAUAAACUUUGGUAUCUUGGUAACGAUUGAAUAUUUCGAAAAUAUAGCGGUAAUAUUGUUAUUUUUUCAAAGACAAAGUCAAAGCAUUUAUUUCGAUUAAUUCUUAUUAGGCACUUUUGAAACGUCAAAUUGAAUUCUCCACCAGUGAAGCUAGAUGCUCGGUCCAAAGUGUAGAUUCAAUUGGAGAAGAACGAGCAAGAAACUCCAUCGUUACUCUUUUAUUUUGGUACCUUAUUGAGCAGCUGGCCGAUGUUUGAGGAACGCAGUUUCUAGCGUUAUUGUUUGUUAAGAGACAACCUUGGUUAUUGUUCCACUAAUAGAACAAAAUUGUCGCUAGACGUGUUUUAAGGGGAGUGCCUAAAUAUCAGGGUUUGUUUAU
Messenger RNA from Spodoptera frugiperda (fall armyworm), 6902 nucleotides. It is a transcript of the gene Sema5c, whose product is annotated as semaphorin-5A. The coding region runs from base 448 to 3804 and encodes 1118 amino acids. Gene Ontology annotation, molecular function: semaphorin receptor binding; chemorepellent activity. NCBI's taxonomy places the organism in Eukaryota, Metazoa, Arthropoda, Insecta, Lepidoptera, Noctuidae. The record is from RefSeq and is a predicted model, not a curated record. Gene Ontology annotation, biological process: neural crest cell migration; negative regulation of axon extension involved in axon guidance; axon guidance. The transcript has 21 exons.